ACACGACUAAAUUUCGUAUUCCAGCCCCGGUUUUGCGGAUCAGAGCACAGGGAUAAUCGAAUUAAAUAACGGGCUCUCGAGGAAAGAAUUUCUUAUCAUUGCGUCCAUAUUAAAGACAUUUUAACAAAAAAGAUUUUUUGACGAUACCGACCAGCAAGAAAGGGAAUACUAUCGUUUGUUCCAUCGUUGGGUCACUGUUUUAACUGAGCUGUUUUAGUAUUCAAAGCCAGAUUUAAAGAUUCAAAGGAGUCCGUUUAAUAAAUCCACCUCAACUAUCGGGCAAAUUAAGAAAACCCAUUGUGAUUUAUCGGCAAAACCCACAAUUUAGAUUGACUGUCUACGGAAAUGGGACUGCUGUUCGCUAAACUGAUGACUGUGUUCGGGGAUAGAGAACAUAAAGUAAUUAUUGUCGGAUUGGACAAUGCUGGGAAGACCACAAUUCUUUACCAAUUUUUAACAAAAGAAGCAGUGCAGACCUCUCCCACAAUUGGCAGCAACGUGGAGGAAAUUGCCGUAAAGAAAACACGCUUUCUCGUUUGGGACAUUGGUGGGCAGGAGAGUCUCAGAGCAAGCUGGAAUUCGUAUUACUGUAACACAGAGAUCAUCAUCCUGGUGGUUGAUAGCACUGAUCGAGAACGUUUGACUGUGACUAAAGAAGAACUUCAUCGCAUGCUUGCACACGAGGAUCUGCAGAAUGCAUCAGUGCUGGUUUUGGCGAAUAAGCAGGAUAUGAAGAACAGUAUGACUGCUGCGGAGAUCUCCCAGAGUCUGACACUCAGCUCGCUCAACGCUCGUUCCUGGCAUGUCCAGGCUUGUUGUGCUCUCACUGGAGAGGGUUUACCAGCCAGUCUAGACUGGAUGCAAUCCCGUGUUGUGGCAAACUAACUCCAGCAGCCAAGCCUAUUUAACCUCUGGAACUGUUGAAAGAGCGACCUAGGUCUACUUACACUGUUGUUCAGCUCUCUGUGCCUCGAUCUGGGAAUCAGCCAGAUUAACCUUCAAAUUCUAAAACCUGGAGGAACACGCCUAAUCACCAUCACCAAUUAUACUCUGGAGACCCGAUGAAUCCUGGAUACUCUGAGUGUGUGAGUGUGUGAGUGUGUGAGUGUGUGAGUGUGUGAGUGUGAGUGUGAGAGAGAGAGAGAGAGAGAGAGAGAGAGAGAGAGAGAGAGAGAGAGAGAGAGAGAGAGAGAGCGCGCUUGAAUGUGUAUGUGUGUGGACAUGUGCAUGUUGUGUAUUAUGUGACUCCGUUCUAGAGGUCUACAUUGUUUACAUUACAGACUUCUGAAAUGAUCUGAUCUGAUCAUGAUGUGUCGGUGCCACUGCUAAGUAUUCACCUCUGGGUUGUUAUAAACCAACGGCUGUACAGACAGCUUCACUUUACAAGUGGAGCAAUUACCUACAGACAGCUAUUGAGAUGCGGGAUGGUUCAUAUGCCUGUACUGAUUGUGCUGAGCCACUAAGCUAUUGAGCAAGCAUUACUUGAAGUAUUUAAAUGGUAUUGUAUGUAUGUUGUACAGAUAUCUGCAUGCUGAAAUGAGAAAAGUGUUCAAGUAUUUUAUUUUUAAAAGUAGACUGGAUAUCCAUAGUAUGUUUUCUUAAUUUUGUACAAAAUGGUUUUGUACAAAUAAAAAUCUCUAUUAAAAAUGUGCCUUA
Molecule: messenger RNA, 1656 nt
Organism: Xyrauchen texanus (razorback sucker)
Lineage: Eukaryota; Metazoa; Chordata; Actinopteri; Cypriniformes; Catostomidae
Gene: arl5c
Product: ADP-ribosylation factor-like 5C
Exons: 6
Coding region: 346-885 (179 amino acids)
Biological process (GO): vesicle-mediated transport; intracellular protein transport; protein localization to Golgi membrane
Cellular component (GO): cytoplasm; trans-Golgi network
Molecular function (GO): GTP binding; GTPase activity
Source: RefSeq, a predicted model, not a curated record